Triplophysa rosa is the source of this 2799-nucleotide messenger RNA. It is a transcript of the gene cyribb, whose product is annotated as family with sequence similarity 49 member Bb. Lineage: Eukaryota; Metazoa; Chordata; Actinopteri; Cypriniformes; Nemacheilidae. The record is from RefSeq and is a predicted model, not a curated record. Bases 389 to 1366 code for a protein of 325 amino acids. Gene Ontology annotation, biological process: regulation of actin filament polymerization; positive regulation of T cell activation. The transcript has 12 exons. Gene Ontology annotation, molecular function: small GTPase binding.
GAUCGUUGUCAACGGUAAACGCAUACUGUCUAGUAAUCGUCGUGUACUUCAAUCUCGGUCGUAUUACCUAACGCCAGAUGCUUUAAAUUUAGCAGCAGGGCGUUUGGUUGAAGUGAGCGCGAGAAGCGUGACGUUUUAUUAACCCGGAAAUAACAGUCAGUAAAACAGUGAGCGAAAGAGAGCACUACUCAGACUCAGAAGGAGAGAGAGAUAGAGAGAGAGAUAGCGAUUUAAACCUUUCUCCCUGGAGGUUAUAGCGUGGACUUCAUACGUGUUUUUCAAGGCUUUGGGAUAAGGACUGUUAGUAUUUCGGCAGGACUACGACCUCGGCCGAGCGCCUUGUUAGGCCUCACGUCUGACACCUCUGCACUUCUGUUGGUACGUUGUCAUGGGGAACCUCCUUAAAGUCUUGACAUGCACAGAUCUUGCGCAGGAGCCCAACUUUUUCCUCGAUUUCGAAAAUGCCCAGCCCACAGAAGCCGAGCAGGAGACGUGGGAGGAAGUGGAUGUUGUCCUAAAGGAUGCGUUGGGAAUACUCGACGAACUACAGGCGUAUAAAGGCGCCGGGCAAGAGAUACGAGAGGCAAUCCAGAAUCCCCAUGAUGAGGCAUUACAAGACCAGGCGUGGGCUGCUGUAGUGCCGCUUGUAGGCAAACUGAAGAAGUUCUACCAGUUUUCACAGAGAUUAGAAGCAGCGCUACACAGUUUGUUAAGAGCGCUCACCAGCGAGAAGUACAGCGACCCCAUGCAGCACCUGGAAAGAGAGCAGGCCCUCGCCAAACAGUUUGCCGAGAUACUGCACUUCACGCUGCGCUUCGAUGAGCUCAAGAUGACAAAUCCUGCCAUUCAGAAUGACUUCAGUUAUUACAGGAGAACCCUGAGUCGCAUGAGGAUCAAUAACGUUCCUGCCGAGGGAGAAAAUGAGGUUAAUAACGAAUUAGCCAAUCGGAUAUCUCUAUUUUACGCUGAUGCCACGCCCAUGCUGAAGACAUUAAGCGAUGGAACGACAAAGUUUGUAUCUGAGAAUAAGAAUUUGCCCAUUGCGAACACCACAGAUGUAUUAAGCACUAUGGCAAGUGUGUGCAAAGUUAUGUUGGAAACCCCCGAGUAUCGAAGUCGUUUCAGCAGCGAGGAGACCGUGUCCUUCUGUCUGCGUGUCAUGGUCGGGGUCAUCAUCCUCUACGACUACGUCCAUCCUGUUGGUGCUUUCGCCAAGUCCUCCAAAAUAGACAUGAAAGGCUGCAUUAAAGUGCUUAGAGAUCAGCCGCCAAACAGCGUGGAAGGUCUUCUGAAUGCUCUCAGGUACACAACAAAACAUCUUAAUGAUGAAUCGACCACUAAGACAAUUAAAAGCAUGCUGCAGUAGCAAGAAACUCUGGGACACGUACCACUGGCCUCAAGUUAAUGCUCAGGAGAAGCACGCACACACACACACACACACACACAGUCUUUCUCUCCUGGACUCGAGCGAUGCACAGAAUGUUUUUAUAUUAAAAUCAGACAAAACCUUCUCUACUCUUUUGUUGUGUUUUUACAAUGGAAAUGCUACUGGCUUGAUGUGUGGUUUUCUGUGCCAAAAUGUUUUUUGCUGAAAUCCUCGUUUUUUAACAUUUCUGAAAUUCAGCCAUGCUACUGAUGGCAGCUAUGAAAGCAUUGUUAGGUUAUAUUUGUGGUUAUUGUAUUAAUUUAGAUCGUUUCCCGAUAAAGGGAGGGUGGGUGUUUUGACUUGAAUAUAAAUAUUCAUCUAAAUAUUGUCUGUAUGAUCUGGAUAAGAACAGUAUAUUAUAAAAAGAGAAAUAUAUAUUAUUUUUGUUUGAAUUAAUAUUUAAUGUUACAUUCACUGCAUGGCAAAAUGAUUGCAUUUCUUCUAUUUAAAAGAAAACUAAAAGAAAUGAAUGUUGUCAUGGUUGUGUAUAAAAGAUAAGAUGUUUAUGUUUUAAAGCCGAAAUGGUACUUGGAGAUUACAAAUGGAGAUUAAGUGAUAGAACAUUUCAAAUGUUAUCUUUUUUAUAGGUUUUGUUUGUGCAUUUGUUUGUUUUGUUUUUCUUUAUAGGUGUUAUAAUUCUGUUUAGCUUUCAAAAACUGUGAUAGAUUGUAAUUUGUUGAGUGUCAUACAGUAUGUGAUGGCGACGUGAUGUUAAGAGGAAAUAAAAUGCUUUGGUUUUUAUAAUGCUUUGCUGCGUUUUUAAUUCAGUGUUACAGAUGGUUUUAACGCGCAAUCUAGGAUGAAUCCAAUUCCUAGAGAGAGCAGGGUGUGGUCACGGGCUGUAAUUCUGCAGUAAAUAAGGACAGGAAUCAAGGUCAGAUGAGGAGGAGAGAGAGGAGAAGCUCUGGGUGAGGCACUGCAGGUCUGUCUGCAUUCUACUGCUGUUGGAGCUCUUGGGGUUGCGGAGGAAAAGAGAGAGAGAGAGUUUUAGGGUGUGUCCUGUAUCCAUGGUGCUCUGCUGGAUUUAGGACCUGGAGUGCAGAUGUUGAGAGAGUUUAGGAAAGCAGGUUAUGUAAUGGGAGGGUCUGUGAUCCGCAGCACUAAAAUGUGCUGAAGAAAAGCAUUUCAAUUUGGUAUUAGCUUUAGGUGGCGACAGGAACAUGUGCAUGUACUCAUUUGCAGAGAAAACAAGUCAUUAAUAUUUUAUGAUGUUUGAUUGCUUCACUGAUGGUUUGAUAACUGCACUGUAAAAAGUAAGAACUGAAUCUACUUAAGAGGGACUUGUAGAUUUAACUGAUUUUGUCAAUUUUACUUGAUUAUGUUGUGUUGUGUGAACUUUUAGGAGGAUUCAAGAGUUAAACUAAAUCAUUUAA